AUGUAUGUAUCUAUCUAUCUAUCUGUCCUUUCAUCUCUCUCUAUCUAUCAGUCCCUUUAUAUUUCUCUCUCUAAUUAUAAUUGUAUAACUGCAUCUAUCUAUCUAUCUAUCUAUCUAUCUAUCUAUCUAUCUAUCUAUCUAUCUGUCAGUCCCUUGAUCUCUUCAGUAUCUUUAUAUCUCUCCCCCAUAUAUAUAUAUAUAUAUAUAUAUAUAUAUAUAUAUAUAUUCAUCUCACCCUCUCCCUCUAUUUAUGUGUAUUCAUAUCUAUCUAUCUAUCUAUCUAUAUAUCUAUCUAUCUAUCUAUCUAUCUAUCUAUCUAUCUAUCUAUCUAUGAUUCUUCCUAGGGAUUUAAUUCUAUCUAUCUAUCUAUCUAUCUAUCUAUCUAUCUAUCUAUCUAUGAAUCUUCCUAGGGAUUUAAUUCUAUCUAUCUAUCUAUCUAUCUAUCUAUCUAUCUAUCUAUCUGCAUCUGUCCUAUUCUGUCUGUCUGAUCUCUACUCCGGUAGUAAUUAA
This is a messenger RNA of Acanthosepion pharaonis, 510 nucleotides long. Lineage: Eukaryota; Metazoa; Mollusca; Cephalopoda; Sepiida; Sepiidae. The record is from the annotation of a GenBank genome assembly.